ACAUCCUUUUUGUCUUUUGCUGUUCCCCAUUCGCAUAAAUCCUCUACGAAAAUGAAUUCUAGCGCCAGGAGAGCUGCACCUGGAAGCUCGGGAAAGCCUACAUAAAUAUGGAAUUGUCUCAGUGAUAUAUCAUGUGGGGUUAACUAGAGGUUUAACCAAAGCUAAGCUUUGCUGGGCGAUAGAUAGAUGGAGCUACAGUACAUGCUAGAAUUGAAUCUUCUAUCGAUCAGGGCAGUACAAAUGGUGCGGUAGUAACCACAAUUACCUAAACCCACUGUCGGCACAGUAGAAGGGCCAAUGCUGUACAAAUCCCUUGAUUUGUUAUACAUUCGGGGUAGAAACCUCAAUCCAACCUCGAAACAAUAAUUCUUGGACGCGCUGCUAGUUUAACCACGCGGAAAGAAGUAGUAUCUCUUUGACCCCGGGGAUCUGAGAAAAUUACGGAGCCUAUCCCAUGGAAAAUGGCCCUUGUUUCGGCGACCAUAGACAUGCGAGGCGGCUGAGAUACAUUUCAUCUACUUUCCUUCCUCUCCCAGUUUCUCUCCAUUUUGUUAUUUGAGGGACACGAGAAAUGAAUCUUAUUCUUGAAUAAAAUCCGAACAUUAUAUGGAAUUUACAGGUUGAAAGAUUUCUAACACAGGAAGCAGCGUAUGAGACACUCUCAUAGUUAACUCAUCAUUCUAUCAGUUCUAAAGGUCAAGACAAGAAAGAAUGAUCUGUUUGUAUUUCGUGUUAUUAAUAUAUAAUGAAGCAUUGCCGACGUCUGAUCCGGUAAGUUAGUGAUCCGAUUGGCUACUUCGAGUCAGACUUGCUUCUUCUCAGCGCAAUCCAGCCCUGGAAGAUGCCCUGGAGUCGCUAACUCUGACGCUGGCUUCAACCUUUCAAAGGGUUGGGGCUUGAUUGGCUCGAUUGGUUUCCCGCGCCCUGCAUGGAUGUUUUUGUUAAGACAGAAUGAAUCAUGCCUGUGAACUCCCUAACCCUCAACUAGAAGAUCGAUAUCUUUUUCUGAUGGUAUACAUCUCCUGCCUGUCCUUUGGCUUGCAAUAUCUGACGGACGCUGGGUCCCUAGGGUGCGGCGCGCGCUCGGCCAUAAGAAAGCUGCAUAUGUUUAAGAAUUCUGUGCCGACGCCCGCCUCUCACUUCUUAUUUUGACAAUGGACCGUUUUGCUCUCCGAUGUUCCUGCAAUGGUCUCAAUGUUCAGGGAGAAGUAAUAAAUAAUGUUGUGUGGAGCAAUUUGCGAUUCGCUAGUGCUCGACAGGCCCCAUGGGUAUGGUUAUGAUCUAAUGAACAUGUAAAUUAGUUUUUUCCUUCUAUCCUUCUUCAAUGGACCAAGCCAAGAUCCAAGAUCCGAAGAAUUUCCUUUCCCUUUGCUGGACGUUUGCGGGGAGCUUGAUAGUCACGUGGAAAUAUGCUUGAUUAUGUUGGUUAAAUAAAUAGUUAACCAGUUAACGUAGAUUCUUCUUGCUAAACAUCAAUGACUAGACCGCGAUAAUAGGGAGCAGGGCGGGCUGGAUCGCAAGGUGCAGCCAUCAUGUUCUACGAUCUGAAUGUUCCUUACGCGCCCAACGACUCUGAAAUACCUAACACCCUUGCUUUCCUCUCCGAACUCGGCUACACAACCAUAGCCCUCUCCCAAUCCGUCUCUGGAAAACUCCCGGCAGACCUCUCUCCGCCCCCUCUCCCCGCCAACCCCCCCAAAUCCCUCACCCUCCUCACCCGCAUAACCGUCAACGUCUCUGACCCCUCCCAAAACCAGCGGCUCACCCCUCUCGCACAACAAUACUCCCUCAUCGCCCUACGACCCCUCAAUGAAAAGUGCCUCACGCUCGCCUGUAACAGUCUGGAUUGUGACAUAAUUUCCCUUGACCUCUCCUCCCGCCUCCCUUUCCACUUCAAAUUCAAAACCCUCGCAGCUGCCAUCGCGCGCGGCGUCCGCUUGGAGAUCUGCUACGGCCCCGGCGUAACGGGUAGUGGCGCGGAGGCGCGCAGGAAUCUGAUUGGGAAUGCCGCGUCGUUGAUACGCGCGACGCGUGGGCGGGGGAUUAUUAUCUCGAGCGAGGCGAAGAGGGCGUUGGGGGUGCGGGCGCCCUUUGAUGUGAUCAAUUUGGCCUGUGUGUGGGGGCUUACGCAGGAAAGAGGGAAGGAGGCACUGUGUGAUGAGGCGAGGAAGGUUGUGGCGUUGGCGGGGAUGAAGCGGAGGAGCUGGAGGGGGAUUGUGGAUGUGGUGUAUGGAGGAGAGAAGCCAGUGAAGGAGGUCAGGGAAACGAAGGAUAAAAAUGGUAACAAGAAUAAGAAUAGGGGUAGGAAGGAUGAAGGGGAUAGGAGUGGGGUGAAGAGGAAGGCUGAUACCGAGACUGAGUCGAAUGCUGAAUCCCAGGCGCCGUUGUCGAAACGUGAGCUGAAACGAAGGGCCAAGCGGGCAAAGCUUCAGGGGUCGGGUUCUAAUGAUAAUUCGACAGCGUCCCCGAUGCCUGAUGCAGGAUAAAACAUAAUGACCUGCUUGUAUUUUUUUUCUUUCUCAUUUUCUUUCUUACAUUCUUAGGGGUUUGGCGUUGCUGUUAAUAUGGUAUUGUAAACUACCGGAUAGACAUGUAUAACUUGAAUGGAUAUCGGAAUCCUACAUAGAACUGGGUUAAACCGACGGUGCGGCAAAGCAAAAUUUAAUAAUGUAAUGAAAUAAAAAGCGGAAGGGCUACAAUAUAUAAAUGGAAGUAGAUCAUGAUCCACAGCAUUAAAAAGUAGGAAGAUAUUAACCCAACUACCAGAUAGUAGGUAUACAAUUUCAACGAACACCUUAAAAAAAAGGGAAAAAAAUAUGGAAAGAAAAGCGCAAGACCUGC
Messenger RNA from Blastomyces dermatitidis ER-3, 2841 nucleotides. Its product is annotated as ribonuclease P/MRP protein subunit RPP1. Gene Ontology annotation, cellular component: nucleolar ribonuclease P complex. The record is from RefSeq and is a predicted model, not a curated record. Gene Ontology annotation, biological process: tRNA processing. NCBI's taxonomy places the organism in Eukaryota, Fungi, Ascomycota, Eurotiomycetes, Onygenales, Ajellomycetaceae. The coding region runs from base 1533 to 2486 and encodes 317 amino acids. The transcript has 3 exons. Gene Ontology annotation, molecular function: RNA binding.